This is a messenger RNA of Truncatella angustata, 1474 nucleotides long. RefSeq lists its product as uncharacterized. The record is from RefSeq and is a predicted model, not a curated record. The transcript has a single exon. The coding region runs from base 191 to 1192 and encodes 333 amino acids. NCBI's taxonomy places the organism in Eukaryota, Fungi, Ascomycota, Sordariomycetes, Amphisphaeriales, Sporocadaceae.
UUGCCUUCCAUCAGCCUUGAUAUCUGGGCGGGUCUCAGUUCUGCCACUUUCCUUUCGGCCUUAUUGCACGGUCUUGAUAUACUCUACUUUAAUACUGCACGCUGGCGUUCUGUGACCAAAACAUUAGUAUGCAAUCAAGGCAUUGAUUCGGCGACUGAAUUGGAAGCGUUCCGACGCAUGCUGCCGAAGAAUGAUUGAAGGUCAAGACAUGGCACCACAUAAGAACAGGAGGUCGGUCGAAGAUCGCGAUUCGAUUCCAGAGCGUACGCUUUUCGGUGCCAAGAAGAGUCGGGAUGGAGACAGCGAUGGCGCUGGCGGUGGAAAAGGCGGAAAUGAAAAGGGAGAUGGAGGAAAAGGCAAUGGUGGCGGUGGAGGUAGCAACAAGAGUGAUGGCGGCGACACCAAAGGCAACAACAAAAGCCAAGACAGCGACGGCGGCGGUGGCGGCGGCGGCGGUGGCGAUGGCGGCAGAAAUAAUAACAACGGGAGUAAUGACAACAACAAUAACGACAACAACAGUAAUAGCGACAGGGACGAAGGACAGACCAGCACGACCACUACCUACGUGAUCGCCACUACUGCGCCAGAAUUCCCUCCGUUGGCAAUACCUCCAGCGCCGACCACUCCAUCGCUUGUGCUUACGACUUCGUCGACUUCGACCUCGACGACCCAAGUCAUUACUGUCAUUGAGUCCACAAGUGUUGUGACAUCGAUACAAAUGGCAACAAUGACCACGAUUAUCCCAGUAAUGCAAACGAUACUGCCAUCUGUCACAAUAUCUAGUCAGCCCCGGAAAGGCGUGAAUGAUGGGCCAGGUGCGGACUUCACUCUACCUCUUCCUGUACUUGGAUCUUCGUCAACCAUUGGGACCAUUGCCGCCACAGAGGCGACAGCAACAGUCACUGCUACAGCAGUGGCUGAUACUGACAACAAUAACAACAAUAACAACAACAAUGGUUCCAGCAAUGGUGGCGGCCACAGGGGUAAAAAAGACCAAGACAACACACCGCCCCCUGGUGCGCUAGACCCGGCUGCAGAACAUGCACUCAUAGCAGUCGGCUCCAUAGGUAAGGGCAGCUGUGAAUUUUGGGUUUCUCUACUAACAUCGGACAGGUGCAUUUGUUCUUAUCUGCUUCGUUGCUUGGAUCAUCUAUCGUACCGUGAAAAAAUCGAGACGAGGACAGGAAUUUAGUGGUGGAAAUGGCGGUUUCAUCAACAAACUCCCAUGGCGUAGGAAUCAGAGUAACGGUGAAUGGGACAGCAGAAGCAUGUACAGGACCAAUGACAUGCCACCACCAUUGUAUGAGAAAGGCAGCCAUAAUUCGAUGGACGGCGCAGGGUUUUAUGGUGCCGACAAGAAGAUGUACCAACAUGAGCGACCAGGGAGCUUGGCUCGUUCAAAUACUGCAAGUUCUCAAAGAAGUCUCCUACCACAGAUGGCUCCUGGACCCAUGGUCAUGAUCCCAGCAGAGCA